This is a messenger RNA of Diabrotica virgifera virgifera (western corn rootworm), 1084 nucleotides long. RefSeq lists its product as uncharacterized. Gene Ontology annotation, cellular component: myosin II complex. The record is from RefSeq and is a predicted model, not a curated record. Gene Ontology annotation, molecular function: calcium ion binding. Lineage: Eukaryota; Metazoa; Arthropoda; Insecta; Coleoptera; Chrysomelidae. Bases 240 to 689 code for a protein of 149 amino acids. The transcript is spliced from 4 exons.
CUACAAAAUAAAAUAGCUGUGUAGAUAACCGUGCGAUGAUAAUAUCGUAAUUAUUUUAUUCCACUCUGAUCAUCGUUGAAUUUAUUAUUGCGCAGAUGUACAAAACAGUCUCAGCUGUUUCACCUGUUUGGUUACCUGUACUCUCGACUCCGUUAUCUGCACAUUUGACGUGUUUCAUUCAGACAUCCUUUCUAUUGAAAAAAAAAUACUUAGUUGUCUGCCUCUAUUUGACGUAAAAAAUGGCACACUAUUUUAAAGAGAAGGAUAUUGACGAAUUCAGAGAAUGCUUUUACUUAUUUGCCCGCUCUGGAACCAUAAAAACACUAGAUGAAUUAACUGUCAUAAUGAGAAGCUUAGGAUUAUCUCCAACUAAGUCUGAAAUGACUGGAUAUUUAAAACAAAAGGGAGGAAAAAUGUCGUUUCCAGACUUCUUGGAAGUAAUGUACAUUCACUCUAAGGUGGAAAACAUUCCGAAAGAAGUUGUUGAUGCAUUCAAGGCUGCAGACCCUGGAAAUACUGGAAAAAUACCUGCAAAACAACUGCGCUAUUUACUACAAAACUGGGGAGAAUGCUUGUCACCAAAAGAAGUAGAUAGGAUUUUUAGAGAAGCUAAUGUUACAGCUAAUAGCAUGGUGCGAUAUGAAGAUUUCGUAAAGAUUUCUUGUGCUCCAGUUCCAGAUUAUUAUUAGAUGACAGCAUUGUAAGCAUACCUAUAUAUUUAGUCUACUGGGCUUAAACGAGCUGCAAUAAUUUUUGCUUACUAUUAUUCGCACACAUUAUAUUUUUAUGAAAUUAAUGUACCUACUUAAGUUGUUAAAUAAGAGCAAGGUCCUUCUAUUUAAUCAUCUUCCAUUGUGUAACCUUGGAUUUUUUGAUAUUAUAGAAUCUAUUUAACACUUAUAAUUUUACUACAGGGACUAGUUGGUACAUAAAUUAUAUUUUAUUUAAGUCAUUUACAAAUCAUUGUAUUAGGGACACUUUUUCCUCUAGGGCAAUAAUUGUUAGAUCAUUUAAAAAAUGUUCAAUUUUGAUUGUCAGUAUUAAAAAUAUUUAUAUUUAUUUACAAUAAACAAUUCUACACAUA